UUUAUUGGUAAUAGUGAGGUUUGAAGAUGGGGGAGCUGAAACUACAGGUCCCGACAUACAUGUUCCAAUGACUGGGUGAGUUGUGAGGGGCCAUGCUUCCCGCCCCGGCCAUUGUUGCUGGAUAGCGGAGAACAGGAGGGAAUGAGCGAGAACGGGGACUGUGAAAACCAGACGUCCUCAGGAUUCCCCAGUAUUGAGCAGAUGCUGGCAUCGAGUCCUGGGAAGACCCCAAUCAGCUUACUUCAGGAGUAUGGGACUCGGGUAGGGAAGACUCCUGUGUAUGACCUGCUUAAAGCCGAGGGACAAGCCCAUCAACCCAACUUCACUUUUCGCGUAUCUGUUGGAGACAUCAACUGCACCGGUCAGUGCUCUGCGCCACCCAGUACUAGAGGUCAAGGACCUAGCAAAAAGGCUGCAAAGCACAAGGCAGCCGAGGUGGCGCUCUCACUGCUGAAAGGAGGGGACAUGUUUGGAAUGAUGUGCGAGGAAAACAGUGUGAUGCUGUCUGUAGAACAACCUGUAGAGCUGAGAGAAGUUGCAGAUGUGUCUCCCCCUCCAACCAACAGAAAUCACACCAUAGAAAUGAAACCCCCACUAUCAGCACAACAGUCUGAAUGUAACCCUGUGGGGGCGUUACAGGAGCUAGUUGUGCAAAAGGGCUGGAGACUUCCAGAAUACACAGUAACCCAAGAGUCUGGUCCAGCACACAGGAAGGAAUUCACAAUGACAUGCCGAGUGGAAAGGUUCUUGGAGAUCGGCAGCGGUACAUCCAAGAAGUUGGCAAAGCGCAACGCAGCUGCAAAGAUGCUUCUGCAGAUUCACCGGGUACCUGCAGAGCAUCGUGAGUCUGGGGAGACGGAACCUGAAGAGGAUCAGUUUUCUAUGGGGAAGCUGGAUGGAAGUCGGGGCCGAGGCACAGCCUGCACUUGGGACUCCCUGCGAAACUCGUCUGGAGAGAAGAUCCUCCAUCUAAGGAGUAACCCCCUGACCAUCCUGAGCUCCGGCUUCUGUAGCCUGCUGCAGGAUCUGUCUGAGGAGCAGAGCUUUCAGAUUAGCUACCUUGAUAUUGAUGAGCCCAGUUUGAGUGGACUCUAUCAGUGUCUGGUUGAACUCUCUACACAGCCUACUACUGUUUGUCAUGGCUCGGCCACCACCCGAGAUGCAGCUCGUGCAAAUGCUGCCCACAAUGCUCUGCAGUACCUCAAAAUCAUGGCAGGGGGCAAGUGAGUUUGGUGGGGGGGCAAAGGUGCCACUGCCCCCCCAGCUGAUUUCUUAUUAACACCUCACACAACCAGUUUACCUUAUUUCAGUCAUGGAAGGGAAGGACUUGACUGCAUGAGCCAAUCUGUCUGACCUGUCUUAUUAUUGCACUUUGCCGAAUGAUCUGUGGAUAAAAGAAGUGCAAAUAUCUAUUCUGCAAGGCCAGCGUAAGCAGAUUACCUAGUGCCAUAUAUAUAUAUCUGUGGCGCAGGUCCUGGCACAACGAUACAUGCUGAGAUUUCCCAAGGGAAGUGAAAUGCUGACUGAAGAUAAAAUGGCAGUUGGUCAGAGUACAAGAGUAUAGUGAAUGCAGCAUUUAUUUAGGACAAUGGAAAAUGUUACUUUUCAACAAACAUAGACACUUACCUCUAAGCACUGGCUGCCUGAGCCACAUCUCCUCACAUCCCGGCACUUUUCACUGCCAUAUGCUGAAACCUAUAUGUCUGCCUCAUUGUUUUAGUGGCAAUAUUAUGUUAACUUGAGCAAGUCUUAAUAAAUAGACAUUAAGUUACCAGGGUUUAGGCCUCGUUGCCCAUCCCAUUUAAUUUAAUUGAAUCUUUUCCUUUUUGUGGAAGAGAGGAACCAUUAUCGAGUGCAGCCCAAAUUCCCCUGGAAAAGGUUGUCUUUAUUUCAGUGUUGGUUCUUUAGGAAGGGGCAACUGCAUUGAGAGAUCCCUGGGGUUUCUUGGCAGUUGCCUGAUAUGAUGCUUUAUUCUGCUGGGAGUGUCUCUGUUGCUCCAAUUAUUCUUUGGAAGCAGAGGCCAUCUUUGUACAUACUCCCCUAUAUUACUAUUUAGAUCUUCCAGAACUUUCUAGUGGCGAGACCUUGUGUCCUCUACUAGACAAACAAGCAAAACUGAAUUAAACUCAAGUGAGAAAUCUUGACUAUUAGAUCCGCAAGCAGAUUGGGGCAGAUUUUCACUAAAGGGGCAACAUCAAUUUUCUGCACAUUAUUUGAUCAUGUAAUAAAUUCCUCUGCUGAUUCCUGUGCCUGAUUUGUGGAAUGUGUAUGCCUUUAUUAAUAAUUGUCGCUGCCAUUUGUAGGCAGGGUUGGUUUCCAGCUGAACUUUCUAUGUGGGUGCUGUGUAAAUAAAUUGUGUAACAAUCAAUUGAUAUAUUCAGUGUAUGCAUUAGGGAUCUUUAUCCUGAUCCCCUCUGGCAGUAGCUGAACUGUCACUCUGUAGUUAAACAACUAGAGGGCAGCAGGUUGGACAUUGUCCUUUCUACAGACCCUCAGAUCUUGUACCAUCUGUCCUGCAUUAGGAGGCAUUUUGUUUGGCAGAUAAGAAUUGGUCCAAGUGGGGCAACUUUGUGCCCCAUGCUAAGCCUGCCUCAUUGCUUGCUCCUGGCCCAUUAAUGUGUUUGUGUGCAGUCACCACUCACCUGUUUGUGCUAAUACCAGCAAGCGACUAAUGCAGCAUUAAGCGUUCUGCCCAUCUGUUACAGCUCCAGGCGUUGUGUUUAAACAAACGUAACAAUGGCCAAUUACUGUAAUUAAGUGAAAAAAAACAACCUUUUGGGUUAGGGUGGGUGAGACAGUUACAGCUUCUGUUAUGUAAUAUUGUAUCUAUGUGAUAUGAGGAGCAAUACGGUGAUGGAAACCCAAAAGCAUGUUUAAUGGACACUCUACAUUUUGUUGUGUGGUGUCCAACUGUUACUGUUAAAAGAACCAGUAAUAAAUUAAAGUUUGACUUUUCAUA
Xenopus tropicalis (tropical clawed frog) is the source of this 2959-nucleotide messenger RNA. It is a transcript of the gene tarbp2, whose product is annotated as TARBP2 subunit of RISC loading complex. Bases 142 to 1227 code for a protein of 361 amino acids. NCBI's taxonomy places the organism in Eukaryota, Metazoa, Chordata, Amphibia, Anura, Pipidae. Gene Ontology annotation, molecular function: siRNA binding; pre-miRNA binding; miRNA binding. Gene Ontology annotation, biological process: siRNA processing; pre-miRNA processing; RISC complex assembly. The record is from RefSeq and is a predicted model, not a curated record. The transcript has 9 exons. Gene Ontology annotation, cellular component: RISC complex; cytoplasm; perinuclear region of cytoplasm.